Messenger RNA from Capsicum annuum, 698 nucleotides. RefSeq lists its product as uncharacterized. Bases 130 to 648 code for a protein of 172 amino acids. Lineage: Eukaryota; Viridiplantae; Streptophyta; Magnoliopsida; Solanales; Solanaceae. The transcript has 4 exons. The record is from RefSeq and is a predicted model, not a curated record.
GUUGUUUCUGUUGUCAAUUUUUCUAUAUCAUCAAUAAUUCUACAAUCCAUUGUUUUAUUACAAGCAAAAUUGAGGUCUCUUGAUUGAGGGGCAGAAGCAAGAGGGCGGAGAAACCCAUAUUUCCCAGGCAUGAAGGACGAUUACGAGGUUGAAGAAAAGAAGCAAGCCGCUGCAGAUGUGUUGUUCCAAUAUUCAAAUUUUGUUAUGGCCUGUAUUGGUAAUCAAGUUCGGCCUUGUGACUUGAGACUGCAUUUGAUGAAGGAAGUUUCAGGAUUGCCCAGUUCUUUGAAGCGUGAAACUCGUCCAGCAUCUUCUCCUGAUGUUAUGGGAGAAUCCUCGAGCUCAGGCACCUCAAGACUGGAUAAAGCAGACAGUUUUCGAGAUGAAAUAAUUUAUAGUCACACAAAGAAGAAAAAAAGGCGGCGUGGUGCACUGAAGCUUUCGCUAUGCGUAGGGUCCGGGGAAGGGUCCUACCACAAGGAUAUAUUGUACGCAGCCUUACCUUGCAAUUCUGCCAAAGAUUGUUUCCAAGGCUUGAACCCGGGCAACUUUACUAGUUACUCUUUUCUUUUCUUUUCCUUUUUUUUUUUAGUCAUACAAAGAGAAAUUGUAUUUAAAUGGCACUUGUAUUUAAAUGGCACACAUUAGUUAUUACAUAACUUCAUAACGAAAAAUCUACUAAUUUUUUUUUUUUUUAA